CAUCACGGACCUGUCUUGUGUUUCCACUUGAAGUCAAACUAAGGCCAACCAGUUCCAACCGUCAUCAUGGUUCUUAAUGCAGAGGAGAAGUCCGCCAUUGUGUCCCUCUGGGCCAAGAUCGCCCCCAACGCUGAGGCCCUUGGUGCUGAAGCUCUGGAGAGGCUGUUCUUGAGCAGCCCUCAGACCAAGACCUACUUCAGCCACUUUGACCUGUCUCCCGGAUCUGCUGACGUCCGCGCUCAUGGAGGAAAGGUCGUUAACGCCAUUGGCCAGGCCGCAAGCCACCUGGACUCUCUGGAGGAGGCCCUGUCAACCCUCAGUGACCUGCACGCCUACAACCUGAGAGUGGACCCUGGCAACUUCCCGCUGCUGUCUCACUCCAUCCAGGUGGUCCUUGCCGUCCACUUCCCUGAUGACUUCACCCCCACCUCACAGGCUGCUUGGGACAAAUUCCUGGCCGCUGUGUCCUCUGUUCUGACCUCCAAGUACAGAUAAAUAGAGCUGGAAGAGCGGAAGACGUGAGAGAGACCAGCAAGUCACCUGCUGAUGUUUAAUUGGAAACUGUGCGCACAAAUUGUCACCGUAUUGAUGGUCAUGUAAUGACAAUGACAUUAUUCUUAUUCUAGUAAACCAGUUGCUGUACUGUAGCCCAGGUGCUCUGUGUCACCUGAGUCUUUAUGUGAUUGUCCCUUUGGCUGAUUUGUCCAUCAGAUGUCAUCAGAAUCUCCUUGUUGUCUUCUGGAAUAAACAGAUUUGUAGAUUA
Messenger RNA from Bombina bombina (fire-bellied toad), 763 nucleotides. Its product is annotated as hemoglobin subunit alpha-3-like. The record is from RefSeq and is a predicted model, not a curated record. Gene Ontology annotation, biological process: oxygen transport; hydrogen peroxide catabolic process. Gene Ontology annotation, molecular function: haptoglobin binding; organic acid binding; oxygen binding. The transcript has 3 exons. The coding region runs from base 67 to 495 and encodes 142 amino acids. Gene Ontology annotation, cellular component: blood microparticle; haptoglobin-hemoglobin complex; hemoglobin complex. Lineage: Eukaryota; Metazoa; Chordata; Amphibia; Anura; Bombinatoridae.